GCUUAGUCACCGACCACUGUCACGAACUAUCACCCGCCGCUAAACGAGCUCCAUAAUGUCGACGAAAUACUCUCUGCUCCCGUCAGAUGACAACCCGCCUCCGUCAAACUUUCGCAACAGCAUCAGGAGCGGUGACGCUGCCCUUGCCCUCGAUGGUGACGCCGUAGCCGCUUUAGCCGCCGAACAAGACGCACACGUCGGAGUCAAGAGGGUCGAGGCCGCUCAGCGAGUCUACGGUCGCUACUCCCGCUGGGCUCUCUUCAUCGGCCUCGGACUUGCCUCGUAUAUCUAUUCGCUCGACUCUUCGACCACCCAGGCAUAUCUUACCUUUGCCACCUCUGCCUUGGGCGCACACAGCCUUCUCAGUUCUGUAACUGUCGCUCAGUCCCUCAUCAUCGCGGUGGGCAAGCCUGUCAUUGCAAAGGUCGCCGACAUAUCCUCCCGUGGCAAUGCCUUCGUUGGCGUGCUCUUCUUCUAUGUCGUAGGUUAUAUCGUCAUCGCGACUGCUAAGGGCAUUGGCCAGCUCGCCGGGGGCAUCAUCCUAUAUGCUAUUGGAUAUACCAAUCUCCAGCUUCUCACGCAGAUCAUCAUCGCCGACAUAACGACACUCAAGUGGCGAGGCCUCGUCAGCUCGAUGGUCUCAUUGCCUUUCCUCUUCAACUCGUUCAUUGGGUCCAACAUCUCCACCGCGGUCCUCGAGCACCUCAGUUGGCGAUGGGGCUACGCGAUGUUCGCCUUCCUCGUCCCCAUCGCGCUCUCCCCGCUCAUCGUCACCCUCCUCUGGGCCGAGCGCAAGACGAAGAAACUCGUCGCGGAGGACCUCGCCAUCGCGCGCGCCGCACAGGAGUCGCUCAGCCGCAUCCACUCGCGCGCCGUCUCGCGCGCCACCGGUGGCGCGUACGGCGCCGCGGGCAGCAGCCGCCCCGUGAGCCGCGUGUCGCACGCGCACGAGACCGUGCAGGUCGACGACAGCCAUUCGCCGGUGCACCCGGUGCGGCAGAAUGUGUGGGCGACGCGCUGGGAGACGUUUUUGCGCGUCGCGGAGCAGAUGGACGCUGUGGGGCUGGUGCUGCUCGGCGCGGCGGUGUCGCUGAUCUUGUUGCCGCUGACGCUGAGUCAGGCGUCGGCUGGGAGCUGGAAGAGUCCGGGGAUUAUCACUAUGCUGUGUAUUGGUGUCGUCUCUCUGUUCGUCUUUGGAUGGUGGGACUUCAACAAGGCGUCGCGCCCGGUCCUGCCGAAGCGGUUCGUGUUCAACCGGAGUGUGGCCGGGGCGGCGUUGAUUGGAUUCUUUGACUUUGCCUCGUACUUCCUGACAUAUGUGUACUUGUACUCGUUUGUCCUUGUCGUCAAGCCCUGGUCGCUCAUCAAUGCCACGUACUUUAUGCAAACGCAAAACGUGGCUCUGACUUUGUUCGGUAUCAUCGCCGGUCUGACGAUGCGAUUCAUGCACCGCUACAAGUAUGUGCUGCUCUUCGGUCUGUGCAUCCGCCUCGUCGGCGUCGGCUUGAUGAUCCACUCACGCGGGGCGAACGGCUCCGAUGCCGAGCUCGUCAUGACGCAGGUUCUCCAGGGCUUUGGCGGUGGGCUGGCCUCGAUCUCGGCGCAGGUCGGCGCGCAGGCGUCUGUGCCGCACACGGAUGUGGCGAUGGUCACUGCGGUUGUGCUGCUGCUCACGGAGAUUGGCGGUGCUGUCGGGAACGCGUGUGCGGGUGCGAUCUGGAGCAACUCGAUGCCCGAGAACCUCGCCAAGUAUCUGCCUGAGCUGUCCGAUGAGCAGCGCAAGGCGCUCUAUGGGAGCAUCACGGACGUGGUGAAGUACCCGCGCGGCGAUCCGAUUCGCGAGGGCGUUAUUCUCGCUUACGACGACACGAUGAAGACGAUGAUCCUGAUCGCGACGGUGCUCAGCGUCAUACCGAUCCUCCUUGCGUUCAUCAUGCCGAACUGGUACCUCGGCGACGCCCAGAACGCGAUCACGGAGACGGAUCUGAUGGGCAACUACGCGGACGAGGACCAGAGCUCGAUUGAUUCCGAGGCGUAGCUGCGCUCGAUCGCGUGUGGAUCGGGCUCGAUGCCUGCUUCAUCUCUGUCUGUCUGUCAAGCAUUCACUAAAGACGGCUGCAACGCCUGGCUAAUGAACGCAUUCGCAUCUCUCCUCUCCCUCUCUGUCUCUGCUACGCUGUCCUGGAAGCAUACUCCCGUAGACCACCUGUGUGCGACCGACCGGCUGGUUGCUUUAUCGUCGUCGGUCCAGGGGUGUUGGCCACCGUGCUGCUUGCUGCAUAUCUACAUAGUGUCUUGUUUAGUUUUCUGACUUUUUGUCGAAUCUGCUGUCUCUGUUUGUGUUUCUGUCCUCGUACGUACGUUCUCUUGCAUCGUUCGCUUUGCUUUGUACUAGUUAGAUAAUGAUCAUACAAUGUUU
Coniophora puteana RWD-64-598 SS2 is the source of this 2419-nucleotide messenger RNA. RefSeq names its product MFS general substrate transporter. Gene Ontology annotation, biological process: transmembrane transport. The coding region runs from base 56 to 2038 and encodes 660 amino acids. Gene Ontology annotation, molecular function: transmembrane transporter activity. The record is from RefSeq and is a predicted model, not a curated record. NCBI's taxonomy places the organism in Eukaryota, Fungi, Basidiomycota, Agaricomycetes, Boletales, Coniophoraceae. The transcript is spliced from 16 exons.